GUCAAGCUGGGCUGGAUGGCAGCACCCGGCUGCUGCAGCCUCUCGGCUGCUUUUCAGGAGUACCUGCGGCACCUGGCGCUGCAGGACUUCCCCUGCGGCCUUGGCAGCUGGAACAAAUCCUGCCUCAGUGACCACAGGAGCCCCCACAGGGUCCAGCCCGGGCAGGAGGAGGCUGUGCUGGACGAGGAGACCCCCGAGGCACUGCUGGAGCUGCUGAAGGACCAGCACAGCCCCUGGUCACUGCCACAGGACUGCAGUCCCCAGGACCGGCUCCUGAAGGAGGUGGCCGUGCUGGCACCCGAGCUCGUCCAUGGCUCCAAAGUCUACCAGGUCCUCAAGUCCCUGCGGAUGGUCAACAAGGGAGUGGAGGAGGUCGAUGAGGGUGUGUUGCAGUUCCAGCAGCUGGAGGAGCUCAUCCUCAGUGCCAACCAGAUCAGCAGGAUCCCCUCGGCCAACCUGCCCCGGACACUGAAGGUCCUGGAGCUCUGCUGCAACACUGUGGGCGAUCUGGAGGACCUGUGCUCUCAGCCUCCUCCGGAGCUCCAGCACUUGGGGCUGGGACACAACAGGCUGUGCGGCCCUUCCCAGGACAAGUUCCUCACUGAGGAUUUCUGGCCAAACCUUAUCUCCCUUGACCUGAGCUUUAACAACCUCACAGAUCUGCUGGGGCUGGUCUCCCAGCUGUCCAGUCUGCAGAAGCUCCGCAUCCUGGUGCUGCAAGGGAACCCCCUGGCUUUCAUCCCCACCUACAGAGGCUUCCUCGUGGACAGCCUGUCCAAGCUGUCCAUCCUGGAUGACAUCUACAUAGGGCCUGAUGAGAGGCAGCAGUUCCAUGGCUUGGCGAGGCAGCCAGAACUAAGCAGGAGUGAAGCUCGAGUGCUUGUGAGCGUUGGGGAGAUGAGGGGAGUCCCUGAUCCCAGCGCUCUCCAGCAGCUGGAGGUUGACUCCGAGGCCCCGGUGAUCACCUACAGCUACUUUGUCACCUACGAGUUUGCGGAGGGAGAGGAGGAGUUUGUGGAGGGAGAGGAGCUCAAGGACGAGAGCAACACUGAGGUAACAAAAACCCACCAGAGUUCCAUGGUGACCAUGCUGGAUGUGGACAGCUCUGCUCAGGCCACAGGAGAAACAAAGAACCAGCAGGACCCUGCAGCCAUGGAGGAGUCAAAGGCUCGCUCUGCAAAGGUGUUUGCCACCCCUGGAAAGCCCUGGGCAGACACCAUCGACUGCAGCUACACAAAGGAGCACAUUGCCAAGGACUUGGUGGGGCUGAAGUCCUACCUGGCAGCUGGAACGAUUGUGUCGGUUGUGGAGGAGAAGGUGCUCUCAUGGCCUGUAGAUGCUGACCCAGAGGACAACUUAGUCAUGAAUAAGAAGGAAGGACAGGACAGUGCCAAGUCUCCUGUCUCCAGGGACAAGAAAAAGAAGCAGCAGCAGCAGCCGCCACGUGAACUCCGCAGUGACCCUCCCAUUCUGAGCACCCUGGGCACCACCAGGGUGACCUUGGAAGCCCUGCUGGCCACUGAGGACCUGGUGGCAACUGUGUGUGACUUUGGGGUCCUGAUCUCUGAGAAACCACCAGAAUCACCAGUUCCAGAGGAGAAGGAUGAGAAAAAAGGCAAAGACAAGAGCAAAAAAACAAAAGCAGAAGGAAAAGGAAAAAACAAAGACACUGCUGAGCUGGAGGAAGGUCAAGAGCUCCAGCCGGUGCCACUGACAGUUCAAUUCCAGAUGCAGCUGCUUCGGUGGCCCUUGGCAGUCGGUGCCCAGAGCCAGGAGAACGAGGCCGUGGCAGUGGAGAAAACCCAGUAACGUGUCCAUAGCCGAGUGCGAAAUAAACCACACGGGAACGCUGCGUGGAUCCUGGUUGAGCCGAAUCGCCAGAGCUGGGAGAUCCCACUGGGUUCGAGGUGGUCUGGUGCUGCUGCUGAGCUUCUGCCGGAGCUGCGGUGGGCGGGGGCUGGUGCGGGGUGUGGAGUGCGAAGUGUA
Neopelma chrysocephalum (saffron-crested tyrant-manakin) is the source of this 1986-nucleotide messenger RNA. It is a transcript of the gene LRRC43, whose product is annotated as leucine rich repeat containing 43. Bases 16 to 1809 code for a protein of 597 amino acids. NCBI's taxonomy places the organism in Eukaryota, Metazoa, Chordata, Aves, Passeriformes, Pipridae. Gene Ontology annotation, molecular function: protein binding. The transcript is spliced from 12 exons. The record is from RefSeq and is a predicted model, not a curated record.